AUGGUGGUAGGAGAUUAUCAACUCUACCGGUACGCCCCAUCCCUCGCCGCCGCCAUCGCAGCAACCGUCUGCUUCGGUCUCAUCACAACAUGUCAUUCGAUCCACUACAUCGCCCAGCGAACAUGGUUCUUCACACCCUUCAUCAUCGGGGGCAUAUGCCGAAUCCUCAACAGCCAACAAACCCCAAACUGGAGCACCGGUCCGUACAUCAUGCAAGAGCUCCUCCUUCUCAUCGCCCCAUCCCUCUUCGCCGCCUCCAUCUACAUGAUCCUCGGACGAAUCAUCCAAGCCACAAAAGGCGACUCCCGCUCCCUCAUCCCGGGACGCUGGAUCACCCGAAUCUUCGUCAUCGGAGACAUCAUUGCCUUUUUUGCUCAAGCCGGGGCAAAAACAACAGGUGGCGGCAUCCUCGCCCAAGCCAAAACCUCAUCCCAAGAACGGCUCGGCAACUGGGUCAUUAUCGGGGGCCUGCUCGUACAGAUCAUCUUCUUCGUGCUGUUUAUCUUCGUGUCGGGGGUGCUUCACGUUCGUAUGAGACGUCAUCCUACGCGACAGGCGCGGAAAACGCGAGUCCCCUGGGAUCGGUUCCUCGGGGUGUUGUAUCUCACUAAUGGGUUGAUUCUGGCGCGCUCGGUGUAUCGUGUUAUUGAGUUUGCGGAGGGGUCGGAUGGGGCGUUGCAGAGGCGGGAGGUGUGGUUGUAUGUGUUUGAUGGGUUGUUGAUGUUUUUGGUGAUGGUGGUUUUGUUGCUUUAUCAUCCGAGUCGGCUUGUGUGGGUGGAGGAGAGGAGCGGGGGAGGUGCUAGGAGGAGAGGGAAGAAAGGGAGGAGGAGAAAGUCGAGUUCCAGACGUCGUGUGGAGCGGGAGAUGAUGGGUGUUGUUUGA
Messenger RNA from Aspergillus ibericus CBS 121593, 882 nucleotides. RefSeq names its product RTA1 domain-containing protein. Gene Ontology annotation, cellular component: membrane. The coding region runs from base 1 to 882 and encodes 293 amino acids. The transcript has 3 exons. The record is from RefSeq and is a predicted model, not a curated record. Lineage: Eukaryota; Fungi; Ascomycota; Eurotiomycetes; Eurotiales; Aspergillaceae.